UGAAUGAUGAGCAGCGGAGUCUGCGGUUGAAAGCGGAGGCUGCACCGCUCGAGAUGGACACGAGGAAGUCCCAGAAGCUGCUGACGACCUGCAGGUUCCUAAAAAUUAGCACUAUGACUGAUGGAGACUAUGAUUAUCUGAUCAAACUCCUGGCCCUUGGAGACUCUGGGGUUGGAAAAACAACGUUCCUGUACAGAUACACCGAUAACAAAUUUAAUCCAAAAUUCAUCACGACAGUAGGGAUAGAUUUUCGGGAAAAACGAGUGGUGUACAACAGCAGAGGAACAAAUGGAUCUCCAGGAAAAACCUUCAAAGUCCAUCUCCAGCUUUGGGACACAGCCGGCCAGGAAAGGUAACGGAUCUUAACCACUGCGUUUGUAGCUGACGUGGGAUGUUGUUUGUAUUUUGAAUUAUUUUGUCAACAAUCUUGAUCUCUAAGGCGUUUCCAGCAUUCACUUAACUCGUGUUUAUUUCUGCUUCUAGGUCAGCUGCAAGCCAAUGCAUAUUGUGAGAAUCCAGACAUUGUCUUAAUUGGUAACAAAGCUGAUUUAUCAGACCAAAGAGAGGUAAACGAAAGGCAAGCAAAAGACCUGGCAGACAAAUACGGCAUACCGUACUUCGAAACGAGUGCUGCUACCGGACAGAACGUGGAGAAGGCAGUGGACACGCUCCUGGACUUGAUAAUGAAGCGUAUGGAGCAGUGCGUGGACAAGACACAGGCCUCUGACACAGCCAACGGUGGCAGCUCGGGGAAGCUGGAGCCAGUGAAACCAGAGGAGAAAAAAUGUGCCUGCUAAACGUCCCCUCGGAACUGUGAGAAGAUUUCAUCAGAACGUGGCCGACCUACCGCCAAAUCCCAACCGGCUCUGUGGAGCCACGCACGGAAGCAACGUUCCCUUGUUUUAUUGGGAUUGUGCAUUUUGCUCCAAAGAACUGGGUUUAAACUAAAAGCUGUGUUUCAGUGAGGCUCUCUUGUGCUGCAAAUGAUUCUUCCCGAUAAGGUGCCGUCUUCAUGGAAAACUCUCCCGCCUCUUCUUCCCCGCUCCUGUUCCCCCAGCCCUCAUCUUUAUUUUUUUGUGUGUGUGAUCAGGAUACUGAAUAGAGGAAAGUAGCUUUAUUUUUUUAAAAAAAGAAAAAAAAAAAGAGGGAAAGAACCUAUUGUCUGCUUACACUGGAUAUUGAAACUAAAAUGGAGGUGGGUGGUUUUCUAGCUCUGUGCCAUUUUUUCCACAGAAUCCUAUUUCUUUUUAAUCCUUAAUCUGCAUCAGGGACCGUGUGUUUUCUAGGGCAGAAAUACAAAAGAUUUUUACGUGGCCUAUUAAGAAAAACUUUUAUUGCUUGCCCAGAGUAAGCAAUGCUGUGAAUCCACCCUGAAUCACUGAGGUGGUGGUUGGGGAGGGUGGGGGUGUGUGUAUAGGUUUUGGGGGGAGGAAGUAGGGCAUUUAAUUUGAAAAAAAAAAUAUUUUAAAAAAGUCAGGGAAUUGUGCAGCAUUGCUUGUGUUGCCAAUAAUCCAAGCAGGGAAUGGGAAAAAGUAUGGAGAGGGAUUCUGACACUGCAGGGACAGUUUGUAAAGAAGAGAGUGUAAUGUGUGGGAAGAGAGAGAAACUCUAUUUUAUGAAACUAUUUCUAAGGAUCGGCAAAGAAUAUUCGUCUCUCCUUUUUCUUAUUUUUCUCCACAUAACUGCGUAUCACGGGUAGGACACAGGAGGGAGGAAGGGAACUGUAAGCUCUGCUGUGCUGAGCACGCCUCCAAGUCACCUCUGCAGCUUUAUCCCCUGUACAUUUGGGUUUUCAACAGAGGAAAUCGUGCUCUAAAAUUCUCCGUGAGAGGGGAAAAGUGGAAAAACUGUGAGGUGAGGAAUCGGAAUGGCAGGAAACCAGAAUAUAUGGCUGAGUAGAAAGGAACGUGUCAGAGGAUUGUCGCAGCGCAGAGGGUGGAAGCUGCUGCUGUGGGUGAAGGCAAGUUCUAGUGGAAUAGCAAAUUGCUUGUGGCAAGCAAAGAGAAAUACAGGGGAAAAAAAAAAUCAAAAUAUUUAUAAGUAUAGGUCAUUUUCUAAACCAAGUUACAGCAUAUUUAUUAGUCUACCCCGUCCUUUUUUUUUGUGGAACAACGGUUCUGGUUUUAUACAGGUGGUAGUUAAAAGUCCGUUUGUGUUUAUUGCACUUUAAGCUACUUUAAGGUCAGCUGGAAGGCUGGA
This is a messenger RNA of Athene cunicularia (burrowing owl), 2199 nucleotides long. RefSeq names its product RAB27B, member RAS oncogene family (gene RAB27B). Gene Ontology annotation, cellular component: secretory granule; melanosome. Lineage: Eukaryota; Metazoa; Chordata; Aves; Strigiformes; Strigidae. The transcript has 9 exons. Gene Ontology annotation, molecular function: GTP binding; GTPase activity. The record is from RefSeq and is a predicted model, not a curated record. Gene Ontology annotation, biological process: melanosome transport; positive regulation of exocytosis.